UUAGAAGUUUAACCUGUUCAUGCCUAGCCAGCUCAGAGUGACAGCAGACAUCUGUCAUUGAGACUGCAAAUUCAUUGGGGGUAGAUGCGAUUUUUUAUUUGAUAUUUGUACAGUGACCAUCCCAGUGGGGUCCGAUUUUUGCUGUGGCUUUUGGAUACUACUGUAUUGUAAAGUCGCUGCUAAAUUCAAAGACAACGUUUGGAAUUCUAAUUUCUACAAACUUAAACAACCCCAACACUUUGUUUGGAAUAAUUUUUUCCCCUUGGAAUUCUUAGGCUAUAACUAGAUUAUGACAUUGAAACCGAAUAAAAGAAGUAGUAAGUGUGUGCAACCCAAAAAGUGAAGGCUUAAGCUCUGAUUCAAAGCCCAUUGAAGUGAAUAGAAACUUUUCCAUUGACUUCAAAGGGCUUUGAAUCAGGCUCUAAAAGAAUGUUAGUACACUGCACACUUCUGUGGCACUUUUCAUCAGAGUUCCUCAGAACCCUUUUCACAUAAACCGUAAUUGAGCCUACUAAUUCCCUUGAGAAUAGAUCCCUUUUACAGAUGGAGCAACUGGGGCUCAGAGAGGGUAAGUGACUUGCCUAUAUGAUCACUCAGCAACUCAGUGGAAGAAGCAGGAACAGAGUUCACAGCUGCCUCACCAGCUCCCUUCUGUGGCUGGCAAGGGAUCAUUUCAGGUACCACUGAAAUACAACAGCCUUUGAAGGUGGGACACAGCAGCUGUUUUAUGUCACAGAGUAAUUCUGCACAACAGUUAAGAACAAAUCUGGUAUCCAAUUAGGGUGACCAGAUGUCCAGAUUUUAUAGGGACAGUCCCGAUGUUCAGGGCUUUGUCUUAUAUAGGUGCCUAUUACUCCUUACCCACUGUCCCGAUUUUUCACAUUUGCUGUCUCGUUACCCUAUAGCCAAUUGAAAGUGCAGUGGGAAUUUAAGGGUUUGGCUACAUUUGCAAGUUAGAGCGCAUUAAAGCAGCCGCGGGCACCCUAAUUCAUUAUGCCUCCAUACUGGCAAGUCACAUUGAGUGCCCAGACUCCACAGCUGGAGCGCUCUUGGUAAUCCACCUCCACGAGAAGCAUAAUGCUUGCUCAGCCAGGUAUGGAGUGCUGUCAGUGAAUCUUUCCAGGUGACCAUGCCUACAUGUGCCAGGCGAUCCCCAGUAUGGAGCAAUGGCGAGGUGCUGGACCUCAUCAGUGUUCAGGGAGAGGAAACUGUCCCGUCCCAGCUGCGCUCCAGCGAUAGGAAUUAUGAUACCUUCGGGCAGAUAUCAAGUGACAUGAUGGAAAGGGGCUAUGACAGGGACGCACGGCAGUGCAGCGUUAAAGUGAAGGAGCUGUGGAAUGCGUACUGCAAAGUAUGCGAGGCAAACUGCUGCCCCGGUGCAGCACCCGCAACCUGCAGUUUCUACGAAGAGCUGGACGCAAUACUUGAGGGCGACCCCACUUCCAUUCUGAAGACCACCAUGAACACUUGAGAGCCCAGUUCAACAAGGCAGGAGGAGGAGGAAAGCAGGAGUGAGGGUGCUGAGGAGGAGGGAGACAGCCCGGCAUCCCUAGAUGCAUGCAGCCAGGAGCUGUUUUCAAGCCAGGAGCAUGGUAGUCAGUUGCAGCGGAUGGUGCUUGGGAAAGAACCAACACCAGAGGAGGAGCCUGGAAUCCUCUUAGCAUAGGUAUGCCUAUUUGACUGCCAUGGUCUUGGAUGAUGGAAAAGCAACCGUCAAACAACAGUAUCCUCGAUCAGUUUAUUAAUAGCCAGAAGCAGACAUAUGAAGAAUUUCUCCGCACGUUCACUUAUCUUUGGAAAGAAGAGGUGAAAAUGAAAAGCCGAGUAUCUGAAAUGGAUUCCAUAGAAAACACAUUUUCAAUGCUUGAGUUGUCAAACAGAAAUAAACAGAAUGUCUCUCCUAUAAGAAACAAAGAGCCAUCAGUGUCUCUCUCAUCACAGACUGUGGAUGAAGACCAGAUAAUGAUGGGUGAAAGCUGGAAAGUUGGCUGCUCUAACCAAGGUGACCUUAGUCUGGCAAGAAGAGUGAAGGUGGACAAUUACUUGGAGUUGGAAGAUUUUGACACAGAUGAUGAAUUCGGUCAAGGGACAUAUAGUGCAGGGUCAUUAGUGCUUCCAGGAGAGGUGGAACAGACAGCAACUUGCUAUACACCUUCCUUUGAUCAGCCUACUAAUCUGGAGUUUGGAACCUUGUCAAUUACACAACCAUCAAUCAGCGGAACACAAGAGCUAUGUGGGGAUGAAGUUCAGCUGUUCUCCCUUGAUGAAGAAUUUGACUAUGACAGUGUGCCACUGACCCCCAAGUUCUCUGAGGCUGAGAUGAAGGCCAUUGUAAACUUGUCUGAACAGAAAAAAGUAAGGAUCGGCCUUAAGUCUGAAGACUGAAGCUGAUGGACCUUGCUGAACAUUCUCUGUUAUUCAGCUGGAAAAAUAUUUGUAAGGGGAAAAUCCAACUCUCUUUUCUGCAGUCAUAGAGGGCUCUUUUGCAAUGAAGCCAGUGUGGGCCUGUCAUAGAACCUGUGUCUCUCAAAAUUUUGUACUGGUGACCCCUUUCACAUAGCAAGCCUCUGUGUGCAACCCCCUCUUACACAUUAAAACACUUU
Messenger RNA from Chelonoidis abingdonii (Abingdon island giant tortoise), 2603 nucleotides. Lineage: Eukaryota; Metazoa; Chordata; Testudines; Testudinidae. The record is from RefSeq and is a predicted model, not a curated record.